GUAGUUUGUAGGGAUGAACUUGGAGAGGACGAUGUGGGAUCCGACUAAAGAAAGUUUCCGCCAAACCUUUUUGCUUCAGAUGUCGUCAGCAACUCCGCCUCCGACCUCGGAACCAAUUAUGGCGACCCCAAUCUCCUCCGCCCCUCCUCCCUUCAUUCCAAUCAACCUGGAUCCUUCGAAGGAUUCCGGCAAGGAGGUGGCGGGGACCUCUGCUCUCCCGGAGAAAACCUCCGGAGCGGGUCAGACGGAGCACCAAGCGGACGAGGCCACAAAGAAAACGAAAGCUCGGAAGCGAGACUCCGAAGCUAAAGGAAAAUGGUGGCCAUGCACCACCACCGAGAUGGAGCUGAAGAACCUCGAAUCGGAAGGCUUUCUGCAGCCCGGAAGCUGGAGGUCAGUUCCGGAUGAACCUGCUCCGGCUCCGAGGGACGAUGAGAUGGUGCUGACGAAAGCACUGGUGGAGCGCGGAUUUUCGUUUCCGCCUUCAGAAUUUUUCUUGGAGAUUCUGAAGACGUAUGGACUCCAACCUCACAACAUAUCUCCAAACUCCGUGCUCGCCAUCAGCAACCACGUCGCCCUCUGCGAAGGCCAUCUUCGGGUAACCCCUGAGAUUUCUCUGUUCCAAUAUCUUUUCUCUGUCAAGAAGAUCCGGCAAGCUGGCGAACUCGCCACAUGCGGAUCCAUUACAUUUAUGCUCCGCCCGGGCCGCGUCUACCCUCCAACCGACCGCCACGAAUCCGCGAGGUACUGGUCCGCGGGUUUCUUCUAUCUGAAGGACGUCUCCGACCCCGCGAGCGAAAAGAAACUUCCAGCUUUUAAAAACUGCCCCGCCAUCGAGCUUCCGUCAUGGACGCACUGCCCCCACUUCUCCGACUCGCCUCAGCUGACCCGCGCUGUUAGGCGGAUCUGCAAGCUCACGGAGGAGGGGCUGACGGGGAAGGACUUAACCCUUUCCUGGUUUAACAAGCGGAUCCAACCGCUACAAUACAGGGACCGCCUGAUGUUUGAGUACACAGGGCGCGACGAUCCAAUGCGCGCCACCAAAGAUAACCUUUCGGCCGACGCCCUCGACAAAAGGAUCCGGGUCCUCAUCAAGAUUUCACGUGAACUCCAUGUUCACGUGUGUAACAAAGACAUCCAUACAAAUGGAUCCGGAACUGCGCUCGAGGCGCUUGAGGAAAAUGAACUCGGAACUCUCCUCCGAGUCCCAUCCAGCAGCAACAUGGACCCGGAAGCCGCAUCGGAGGCGGAAGCUCCCGAGGCUUCCCGCCCCGCUAAGAGGAAGAAGCCGGCACCUUCCAGCCCUCGUGCAAAGCGUGCCCGCGAAGUGCUCAGCACUGUGGCUACCCGGAAAUUGGAGGCGGAAAAGAAACGCCUCUCGCUAAUUAACACCAGCAACAGAGGACAGCCUGCUUCCCAGCACUUCUUCAAACCCUCCGGGUAAACGUUCACUUCCGAGACCCAAGUCCUGAUUCAACGCUCGCUCUUAUACUUGUAUGUUUCUUACUGAAGCUCCGGAAGCCAGCCCCCCAAGGCCCCGAAGACCCUUAGGAAAACCAAGCCAUCUCCGGCUCCCGUUCCUAUUACUCCUGAUGCUGGAGUUCCGCCUAAAGCUUCAUCCACCUCUAAGCCGGAUCCAAAGGACAUCAUUAACGUUGAUGACCUUCCUGAAGACCCCGCUCAUCAUGGCGACUCCGCCAAGGGGACCUCCUCACUGAUUCCUCCGCCAGAUCAACCAAGCUCCGCGUUCGCGGAGCCCACUGAAGAGGAACAGGAGCAAAAGGUUAAGCUCCUUCAAGUGACCAACGCGACUCGAGUCCACCUCCAACCAACUCCAUCCUUUCAGAAGCUCACCCUUUCACAGCGUCACGCGGAAGUUUCCGCCAUGUUGAAUAAAGUGUGGGGUAAACCGGACGAGGAGGUGCGUGAACUCGCCGACCUGGAAG
Lolium perenne is the source of this 1946-nucleotide messenger RNA. NCBI's taxonomy places the organism in Eukaryota, Viridiplantae, Streptophyta, Magnoliopsida, Poales, Poaceae. The record is from RefSeq and is a predicted model, not a curated record.